AUACCCCCACUCUAAAAUUUUUCAUUGAAAAAACAGCCAUACUCUCGCUUACAUAUAUAUACCCUCCCUAGAGUCUCCAAACGAAACAAAUAAUGGCUGACCCGUGUGUCGUUAUUGCGUGCAGUUAGGGAAGAUUAUAUUUGCAUCAUAAUCUCGAGUGACGUUUCCACCCGUGUGCGUCAGGUACAUCAUUGUUUUUUCCUCGUGCAUAAAUCUCGAUAAAAACAAAAUACCUCCGUCUUCUGUCUGGGACGUGCAUUUUCCCCACUGUUUUUGUCACGUAGAGGAAAAAAAAGGGAAAGGAGGAGGAAAAAAAAACGAGAGAGAAAACAUUUUUUUCCUCAAAGAGGUGCCCCUCGGUCACACAACGAAGAAAAAUCCAUUGUCCGUUGAUAAUUGUUACCGGUUUGUGAGAUUCUUGCGCAUUUAACCAAGUCAACAGUGAUUAUUUUGGCUCUCGAGGAUUAAUCAACCUCAGCGUUCAUAAUCGUGGGAAAAUAUUUCACACCACGCUUUGACAUUGUGAAUCCCCCUUUCCCCUAGAUUAUUACAUACGAUCAAGAUGAUUUUUCAUCCCACUAGCGUGACAGUAAACAAUGUAAAGAGACGACAGCGUACACAAGUUGAGUCGAGACGUGUGUACCACAUACUGGGCUGGUGUUGUUGCGAUUGUCAGUGAUGUUGAAAAAUCUGACUCAUUCAUAUGAUUCAGAUAGAAUUAUCACGGUUUAUUUUCUCCCUUGACAAGUGAUUUAGAAAAGUUUUAUUCGUCAAUCAUGGUGCACAUACCGAGUGCUUAUACCUAUGAUUUUUGGGCUAAGACACCCACUGAAGUCGUGGAGUUGACGUGUCUUAUGCCAAAUGGUGUUGUCAUACCACUUGAGACCAAUCGGAAUACAACUCUUGCGGAAAUCAAAGAGGAACUAUGGGAUGAAGCGAGUAAGUAUCCUCUGCAUGGCACCCUCAGGGAUGCCCCAUCGUAUUUAUUUUCCUGCAUAAACGCAAAUGCAGAGCCUGAAGAACUACGAGACGAGAGUCGUCGUCUCUGUGACAUAAAGCCCUUCUGCUCAGUUCUCAAAGUAAUCGAGCGUGAGGGAGUCAAGGGAGACAGGAAUCUAGAUGCUCAGAUUGGUCUGUUGAUUGGCAAAGGUCUCCACGAGUUUGUAGCCCUGAAGAACUCCGAGGUCAAUGACUUCAGGUGGAAAAUGAGACUAUUGGGGGAUGAAAUUGCUCUCGCGAGGCAGAAGCAGCAGUGGGAGGAGAGAGUCCACUAUCAGUAUCCUUCGAGGCUCGCCCAGACUCCUGCGAUCCCGAAGAACAUCGAAUCUAGACUGAAGGAUGGGAACAUUGUGCUCGUUACCAAGUUUGAGAAUACAGAGGUGACAUUUACCUUUCAAAUAUCCCACGACACAACUCCGUAUCAACUGAUCGUCCUGAUCCUGAACAAACGAGCAAGCAGACAGAUAUCUCGUGGGGAGAGAGAAGUAGCCAGUGACUUCAUCCUAAAAGUCUGCGGCCAAGAAGAGUAUUUAAUCGGUGAUUAUCCACUGAUACAAUUCAGCUACAUCCAAGACUGUCUUGCUCGCGAUGUCACACCAACACUAGUGACGAUGGGCAUGGAGAGUGUAGUUGUCCAUCAUGACAAUCUCUUUGAGAAUCCCGAUUUGGAUAGUUUGAAACGACCGAGACCCACAUUCUCUACUUUGACCUUGAGAAAAAAGGGAAAACACAUUUCCGCUUGGAAAAUCGACGAUUCUUUCGUGUUCGAUGUCAAUGGAAUAUCGAAACUCAAUUGUGAUGCUGCACAUCGUGUUGUUGAGGUUGGAUUGCAAGCCGGUCUGUUCCAAGGUGGUAAAUCCCUGUGCGAGAGUCAGAAAACCAAAGAAAUAGUCGUCAAUUCAGACGGCAGUUGUAACUGGGAGGAAACUCUCAGUUUCGACAUUAAAGUUAGAGACAUACCACGUAAUGCACGUUUAUGUUUUGUACUUUACGAAUUAAGUAAGACUGCCAAGGGCCUCAAGAGUCGAAGAGUGAAACAAGACGCCAAACAAGAGUAUUUUAUAAACCCACUGUGCUGGGCAAAUACCACAAUUUACGACUUCAAGUCACAGCUCAAGACUGGCGCAAUGACACUCUAUACAUGGACUUAUGUGGAGGACAUGCAGAAUGACGAUCUACUACAUCCCUUGGGCACUGUCGUUUCCAAUCCUCAUAUUGAUCGUGCUGCUGCUCUCAUGCUGACAUUUCCGAAUUACGGAAAAGACAAGUCUGUGCUCUAUCCAACCCCGGAGAAAGUCGUGGAGUAUGCAGCGAAGCUCCGGGAGUCUUCAGAGGAACGUAGCAUAGCGGAGGAGCCCAACCAAGAGUCGGAGGCCAACAAACUGCAACAAGUGGAGCUGCUGAAAAAUCUGGCAGACAGGGAUCCCCUUCACGAACUCCACGAGCAGGAACGUAAGACUAUGUGGGCUCUUAGGCGUCAUUGUCUCCACGAGAUUCCCACAUUAUUGGCCAAACUAUUACACUGUGUCGAGUGGAAUGACCACAGAGAAGUGGCAGAGGCAACAGCCCUCGUCCACCAAUGGCCAAAGCUCCCAGUGGAGCGAGCCCUGGAGCUCCUGGACUACGCCUACGCAGACGGGACAGUCCGUUCCUUCGCAGUUCGUUGCCUGAAAGACGUCACCGACGACGACUUGAGUCUCUUCCUCCUUCAGCUGGUCCAAGCCCUGAAGCACGAGAACUACCUCUCCUGCGACUUGACGGAAUUCCUGCUCCGAAGAGCCCUGAACAACCAGCGAAUAGGGCACUUUCUCUUCUGGCAUCUGCGAUCAGAGAUGCAGGUGGCCUCAGUCUCAGUGAGAUUCGGCUUAAUCCUAGAGGCUUACUGCAGGGGUAGUCAGCAGCACAUGAGGAUCCUCUUCAAGCAGAUGGAGUGUCUGGACAAAUUGAGAACAGCCUCUGAGCAGGUGAAGGUGAAGAAGGACAGGAAAGCAGCACUCCAGGGAUUCCAGGACUACAUCCAAGAGCCUCACUGCCAGGAGGCUCUCUCCAACGUGUUGAACCCCUUGGAUCCAAGCUUCAGAUGGAAGAGAGUGAAGAUUGAAAAGUGCAGGGUGAUGGACAGCAAGAUGAGACCACUGUGGCUGGUCUUCGAGAACGAUGACCCUUUCGGUGAGGAUAUUUAUCUCAUAAUGAAGCAUGGAGAUGACUUGAGGCAAGACAUGCUGACCCUUCAGAUGCUCAGGAUAAUGGACAAACUCUGGAAACGAGAGGGCCUGGAUUUCAGGAUGAAUCCUUAUCGAUGCAUCUCCACUGAGAACAGAGUGGGGAUGAUUCAGGUGGUUCUCAAUGCUGAGACAAUAGCCAAUAUUCAGAAGGAGAAGGGAAUGUUCUCAGCAACUGCUGCCUUCAGGCGAGGAUCUCUUCUCGCUUGGCUGAAGGAUCAUAAUCACACUGAGGCAGCACUCAACAAAGCCAUUGAGGAGUUCACCUUGAGCUGUGCUGGGUACUGCGUGGCUACCUAUGUCCUUGGGAUUGCUGAUAGACACUCGGAUAAUAUCAUGGUGAAGAAGACUGGACAACUGUUCCAUGUUGACUUUGGACAUAUUCUUGGGCAUUUUAAGGAGAAAUUUGGGUUCAGGCGUGAACGUGUGCCCUUUGUGUUGACUAAUGACUUUGUUCAUGUCAUUAAUAAGGGACAGACGAAGAAGGGACAGGCCGUGGAGUUUCAGAUAUUCCAGAAUUAUUGUGAGAAGGCGUUCUUGAUUCUGAGGAGGCAUGGCGGGUUGAUUCUUUCGCUUUUUGCUAUGAUGAUAUCGACCGGACUUCCGGAACUGUCGUCUGAGAAGGAUCUCAAUUAUUUGCGUGAUACUUUGGUGCUUGAAAUGUCUGAGACUGAGGCCCAGAAGCAUUUUAGGAAUAAGUUCGACGAGGCCCUGUGCAAUUCCUGGAAGACCUCGUUAAACUGGGCUUCACACAAUAUGGCAAAGAAUAAUAAAACGACAUAAGAAUAAUUAAUAAACAAAAAGAAAAUAAUCAACGUGGUAAGACUGCCAGUGCUCAGAAAUUACUAGGAUUAUACGACUGAGAGUGUGCGGAUUCGAAAGUGAUGGAAUUUGUGAUGGAAUUUAUGAAGGACUUUUUUUUUUACUUUUUGUUUGUUGAGAAAAUUCUAAAAUUAAGAUGGAUUCAGAAAUGUGAUAAUUGAAAGCAAUAUGUACUCACAUUCACACCUUCAAAGAAAAAAAAUGACUUAGACAUACAUUUUGUAAAAUAGUUGAUACUAAUCAUGAAAUUUUGCAUGAGGCUCUGCUUGAAAAUAUCACACAUGAUUUGAGGCAUUAAUAAUUUUUGUUUGGAUGAGAAAGAGUCUUAGCGCUUUGUAAAUUUGCUGAUUGAUUCAGGUCUUCAUUUCAAUUGAAAGAGGGACUGAGAGAUACAGUACAAUAAAGCAUCGGCAUCAAUUCCAAUGCCCAUCGAGUAGACCAGUGCCAAUAAAACGAGUAUAUAUUAUCGAGUAUAUACAAUCAUUGAAUGAUAUUGCCCCAAUUGUUGAGUCGAUAUUGCCCAGAUAAUCAGGCACUCGUUAGUAUGUGCAUAGUAAAAUUAACAUUGACGGUGCACGGUAAGACCACCUGAUUAUUUUGGUUCAAAAAAUAUUUGUCUGGUAACACAAUUCGUCUGAAAAAUACUCUGUCCAAAGUACUGAACGUCGUUGGUUCAAUUAGUCGAAUUUUUACUAUUUACAAUAUCGGAUAUUGAAUAUCUGACUGUUAAGGGGCUGGAGGUGGGGGGGGGUACAUAUUUUUUUCGGCGAUUUUUUUCAAAUUUUUUCUGUAUUAAAACAAAAAGUACAGGGAUAAAAUGUCAUAAAAUUUUCUUUUUUCGAAGCGUAAUUUUUUUAAUUAACAAAAGGAAUUGAGUGAUUUCAAAUUUUAUACGAUUGAUUUUGCGGAAUUUUGUAUCAUAUGGAAUGCACAAAAAAAAUUUAGUUGAAAAAUUUUGAAAAUUGUAGGACUAGUGAGGUUUUCACGAGUCGAAAAAAAAGAAAAUGACGAUUUUUGAGAAGAAAAGAAAAACAUAAUUUCGGAUGCAUAUUUUCCUCACAAAAGUCAAUUAUAACAUGAAUGAGGGAUUCAAAAUCUGUCCCCUGCCUCUCUCUUCUCUUUCUAUAUCGAUCUAUUCCAUUUUCCAGAGACUUAUGGAGUCGGACAAUUCUGAAUAUAAUGUUUCGGAUGGUAUUUUUUCAAAUUUCUCAUCGAAAAUAAGCAUUUUUAGAUUUUUUCAAUACGUAAAAACCAUAUUAACAAUGUAAUACAGUUUUCAGUAUUUUUCAACGUAUUUUUUUUCUAUUCCAUAUGACUUUUUGCAAAAUCAAUCGUAUGGAACUUGAAAUUACGCAAUUCCUGUUGUUAAAUAAAAAAUGAAUGUUAUGGCAAAAAUAAAAUUUCAUGAUGUUUUUUAAGAAGAAAUUGAAUAAAAAUUGAAAAAAGCUAUGAGACCUCCCCCUCCCCCUUAGACAAACAAAUAUGCACAUAAGAAAAUAAACACAACGGAAAUAGAUUAAUUUCCGCGUUACAAAGAUGCAUCACUGUAAAGUUUUGCCCACAACAUGAAAUUAUAGAUAAUGAGAUUAAAAAAAAUUAAAGUAAUCUUAUUGGAAAGAAAAGUGAGAGAAAAACACUUCAAACUCGUUAAUCUGUACUAUUUACAUUCAGAAAGAGCCGAAUGUUUCACUGUUUCAUUGAGAAAUAAGUAAAUAGAUGAGAAAAACCGCACGUAAUCCAAUUUUCAAUUCUAUUGCAUAAAAAAUUUGCACAGAAACUUUCAUUUGAUGAGUGAAAUUUGGACGAAGGGUGUCAUUGGACAAAUAUAAACUAGACCAAUAAUAAUUGAACAAACUAUGCAGGACCCACUGUGGGGUCGCAGUUGAGUCCUCUUGGUUCACUGGAUGAUUCUUUUAUCUUUAUUACUAGAUUAAAUCUGAUCGCGAAUCACGCUUUCGAGACUGAUACUCUGAAUUUUAUUGAGUGUAGAUUAAUCUAAAGAAAAUUAUUUCUCUCGUUUCCAUUGAAUUUAAGGGGCAAUCAAGUGGAGAAGGGGUAAAAUGAGAUGAGUCAACUUGUUUUCAUGAUCAGUUUCAUAGUGGUAUCUUCAAAUGUGAGAGAGUUGGAGUAAUUUUAAGAAUAAAAGGAAUCCAAGAAGUGAAUUUGGCUCAUCUUCAAGGCGAUUUUUCAAUCAAAUUCUGGGAAAAUUGAAACUCAUUUUAAUUAGGAGUUGACGUGUCUCGUUUCACCACUUCAUUGCUGGAUGAAAAAUGUGCUAAACUGUUUGAAUUCACGGAAUCGAUGAAUUUUCCUGCUGGUGUUUUUUUCACACAAAAGCGAGGAAAUAAAUAAUUAGUAAAAUAUAGUUAGAUACAAGUGGAGUAAAGCCGGAAUGUGAGAAAUGUUAUGCGAUUCAUUGUAAAUCUGUUUUUCUUUAGUUUAUAAAUUUUGUUUUUUUUGUUCUUCAAAAUUCAUUUUUCUUUAUGUAUUAACUGAAAAUUGUACAGAUGUGAUUGAUUUUCGGAAGCACGCAGAUUAUGGAAUAAUAGUUUUUUUAGCUUUGGUCACAAUGCAACCAUCGCAAUGCAAUCGAUAAUACAAACAAGUACAUAUUAACAUUAUAAUUACUAUUAACUCUGAAUUACUAGCGCUGUCAUGAUCGUCUACUGCCGCAUUAUCAUUAUUAUUUAAUAUUUAAUUGAUCGAAGCAAAGAUGUACAAUUUAAUUAAUCAAGUUCACUAGCAAGUUUUUCUAUAGAAGUUAUUGAAUAAUGUUUUUGUUUCCGCAAAUCACACCUGUAAAAUCGCUCACAUUUUUCAAUAUAGUUUCAUUUGUUAAAAGAGGGGGAAGUUACGUUCGUCCAUCGAAUUUAAUUUCGUCCAUCCGCUUAUGUACGAAUAUUUGCGGUAUUAGUUUAAUUUGUUGAUUUACAGUAGGAUUAAUUGAAGAUAUGACUCAAUUGUCAGAUUUGAAUUUUUCUAAAGGAGAAAAGGAAGAGGUGCGUUUAGAGGGAAAUUUUCAAUCUUUCAAUAAAUCAUUUUUUUCUGUCUAUACAUGUAAAAAGUGAAUAGUAAUAAAAAUAAUUCAAUCAUGAUA
Molecule: messenger RNA, 7140 nt
Organism: Diachasma alloeum
Lineage: Eukaryota; Metazoa; Arthropoda; Insecta; Hymenoptera; Braconidae
Gene: Pi3K92E
Product: phosphatidylinositol 4,5-bisphosphate 3-kinase catalytic subunit delta isoform
Exons: 7
Coding region: 777-4004 (1075 amino acids)
Biological process (GO): cell migration; phosphatidylinositol-3-phosphate biosynthetic process; phosphatidylinositol 3-kinase/protein kinase B signal transduction
Cellular component (GO): phosphatidylinositol 3-kinase complex; cytoplasm; plasma membrane
Molecular function (GO): 1-phosphatidylinositol-3-kinase activity; 1-phosphatidylinositol-4-phosphate 3-kinase activity
Source: RefSeq, a predicted model, not a curated record